UGUAAAGUGGGAAGAGGAGGAGGAGAGGGGGGGAAGAAGGGCGGGCACAAGCCUUUCCUCAAAGUCAAUAUUUUAUACUUUUGAUACUCCUUCACGCUGGAUUUCAGUCCUCUUUUUCCCAGCCGUUCCCAGAUCUAGGACACCAAUUUGCCGGGCGCAUCCUUUCACGGUGCGAUAAAAAGUAUCCAGCAAACAAACAGCGAGCCGGGGCAGCAGGAAACCCGGAGUACAGUGAGCACCGCGGCGGGGACAGAACACUGGAUCAUCGGGGCAUCUCUUUUUUUUACCCAAAGAAGGGAGGACGUGCAAGUGCAAAGUGCUGACCUGUUUCGCGGAUGCAUUUUAUAAGACAAUCAAAGGAGCACGGCAGGUGCAAAACCUCGAAUGGAUAUACCUGAAGACGCAGCAACACCCACCCGGAGCAGCGUCACUGUUUCCCCGCAGGACUCCGCUCCCUGAGGGCAUGGACCCGCGUUAACAACUCCCACCCAACGUCCCUGCAACACUAUGGUUAAAGUGUAUGCCAAGAUUAAGCUCUGUAACAUUAUCCGUCUCUCCACCCAUCAGAAACAAGGAAGCGUCCCUCCCUCGGCAGUUUGGGGACCGUCAAUAUCUGAGAAGAGACACUGAGUUUCAGUCACAGAAUCAGUGUCCUCCUGACAUUUAGGGGAAUUUAAAAAUCGUGGAGGCGAGGUGUGUGCAUUUACAUCCAGCUUCUCACUCAGCAGCAUGGCGAUGGGGAUGUCCAUUAUUUCCUUAUGAUCUCCGCUCCAUGCGCGUCACCUCUCCUCUGAGCUCCGUGGCCCCCUCACCCUGCGCCGGACCCGGCUCCAAUCACCACCCCUCCCCCCCUGACCUGCCAUGCUCCUCCAGGCCGUGUUUCUGCUGCUUCUGCACUGCUUGGCCUCCACGCUGGGCCAGUACGAACUGUGCAAGUCCCUGGUGAGCACGGAUGAGGGCUCGGUGUGGGAGCAGUACGCGUGCCAGCCGAAAACCGCGUCCAUGAAAGACCACAUGCGGAUCAAAGUGGAUCCGCCCGGAAUAACUUGUGGAAACCCGCCCGAGAGGUUCUGCACUCUGGAGAACCCAUAUCUGUGCAGUGAUGAGUGCGAUGCCUCUAACCCGGACUUGGCCCACCCCCCUCAGCUGAUGCAGGACAAAGAGCGCACCGGCCUGCUCACAUACUGGCAGACGGUCACAUGGAGACGCCACCCCGAGCCCCUGCUGGCAAACAUCAGCAUGUCCUGGAACAAGAGCCUGGAGCUCUCCGAUGACGUCCAGAUCACCUUCGAGUACGGCCGCCCCACCAUCAUGGUUCUGGAUAAGUCCAUGGACCAUGGCCGCUCCUGGCAGCCCUACCAGUACUACGCCGACGAUUGCAUGGACGCCUUCAACAUGCCGCCCAAACGCGUGCACGACCUCUCUCCCGCCAACAUCACGCGGGUCAUCUGCACUGAGCAGUACUCACGCUGGGUCGGCUCCAAGAACGACAAGAACGUGAAGUUCGAGGUGCGGGCUCGUUUCGCCGUGUUCGCAGGGUCGCGGCUGCAGAACAUGGACAGCCUGUACACCCGCAUGGAAAGUAUGAAGGGUUUGAGAGACUUCUUCACCUUCACCAACCUGAGGAUGAGGCUGCUCAGGCCCGCCCUCGGAGGCACCUACGUCCAGAGAGACAACCUGCUUAAGUACUUCUAUGCCAUCUCCAACAUCGAAGUACCUGCAAGGUGUAAGUGUAACCUCCAUGCCUCCCAGUGCCUGCUGCUGGAUGGGAACCUCCAGUGCCAGUGUGAACACAACACCACGGGCCAGGACUGCCAGCGCUGCAGGAAGGGGUUCAAAGCCAAGUCCUGGAAGGCAGGAUCCUACCUGCCGACACCCAACGGGACGCCAAACUCCUGUACAAUUGCUGGUUCCCCCUCCGGUUCUAAGGUUCCUCCUCCUUCAGCAGAGGAGCUCACACCUUCAGAGACAACCCCUGAACCCACACAUCUGUCUGUACCAGUCCCAAAGGAGUCCACUCAUCAUCCAGUUGUUGAUCAACAUAACCAACACCAUUACCAUCCAGUCACACUGCAGUCUGUCCUGACCCGUCUUUACCAUCACAAGAGCCUGCACGAUACUGAGGGAAAACACACAGAGCCGAGGCAUAGUGAGAGAGGAGUCCCCGAUAUAUCUGAAGGACAGGUUCAUGAGACCCAUGGUCACAAGACAACUUCACCCGGACAUAGGCAAGUCUCCCACAUGUUUGAGGGACCCUUUCAUGAGACUCAAGGCCACAAAACAGCAACCUUACCUGGACACGGGAAGGAUAGGAAGGAGGAUGGUGAAGAAAAAACUACUAAAGAGAUAGUUCCCCUCGAAUAUGAGGAACUUGUACACAAGGCACAUGAACACAAAACACCCUUAUCCGGGCACGGUGCGGAGAGCGAGCGUGAGGAGCAUAACGAAAGAAAAGUCCCCAACAAGUCUGAGGAGCAUGAACUUGAGACUCAUGGCCACAAAACAACAGUCUCAUCUGAACAUGGGGAAGUUUCCCACAAUUCUGAGGGACAUGGACAAGAGACUCAUGGCAAUGAAAAAGAAUCUCAUGGUCACCUACAAGAUACGUAUGGCCAUGUACAAGAAAAGCAAGACUACAUAGUGGGGACUGAAGUCGACAACCAAGAGUCCCAUGGCCAUUUCCAAAAGACUCAUAGUCACGUACAAGAAACUCAUGGACACAUAGAAGAGACUUAUGUCAACGUUCAAGAUGCUCUUGGCAUGGUACAACCAACGCAUGGCCAUGUUGAAAAGACUCAUGGUCACCAAUCAGAGCUUCAUGGCCAAAUACAAGAAUCACAUGGCAUAGUAAAGGAGACUCGUGGCCACGUAAAAGAAACCCAAGGCCAUGUGCAAGAAAUUAAUGGGCACAAAUCAGAGAAUUAUGGACAAGUAAACGACAAUCAAGGCCAUGUACAAGAAACUCAUGGCCAUGUAAAAGACAAUCAUGGCCAUGUUGAAGAGGCUGUUGGCCAAAACACAGAGAUUCAUGACCACAUACAAGAGACUCAUGACCAUGUCAAACAGACUCGUGUCCAUUUAAAAGAGUCACAUGUCCAUAUACGACCAACGCAUGACCAUGUCAAAGAGACUAAUGGCCACAGAUUAGAGACUCAUGGCCACAGAUUAGAGAUUCAUGGUCAGCUAAAAGAGACAAAAGGCCACAUACCAGACACGCAUGGGCAUAUAAAACAGACACAUGGCCACACACAAGAGAAUCAUGGUCAUGUACAAGAGCCUCAUGGUCAUGUACAAGAGACUCAUAGUCCUGUACAAGAGCCUCAUGGUCAUGUACAAGAGACACAUGGCCACACACAAGAGAAUCAUGGUCAUGUACACGAGAAUCAUGGUCAUGUACAAGAGCCUCAUGGUCAUGUACAAGAGCCUCAUGGUCAUGUACAAGAGACUCAUGGUCAUGUACAAGAGACUCAUGGUCAUGUAAAAGAGACACAUGGCCACACACAAGAGAAUCAUGGUCAUGUACAAGAGACUCAUGGUCAUGUACAACACAGUCAUGGUCAUGUACAAGGCGGAUAUGGCCACGUACAACCAACGCAUGGCCACGUUGAAGCAGCUCAUGGCCACGUUGAGGUAGUUCAUGACCACAAAUCAGAGAUUCAUGGUAAGCUAAAAGAGACAAAAGGCCACAUACCAGACAUGCAUGGUAACGUAAAAGAGACACAUGGCCACACACAAGAGAAUCAUGGUCAUGUACAAGAGACUCAUGGUCAUGUACAAGAGACUCAUGGUCAUGUACAAGAGACUCAUGGUCAUGUACAAGAGACUCAUGGUCAUGUACAAGAGACUCAUGGUCAUGUACAAGACAGACAUGGCCACGUGCAACCAACGCAUGGCCACGUUGAAGUAGCUCAUGGACAAGUUGAAGUAGCUCAUGGACAAGUUGAAGUAGCUCAUGACCACAAAUCAGAGAUUCAUGAUCACCUAAGAGAGACAAAAGACCACAUACGAGACACACAUGGCCUUGUGCAAGAGAGUCAUGGCCACAAACAAAACACUCAUGGCCAUGUACAAGACAGGCAUGGCCAUGUACAAGACACACAUGGCCAUGUACAAGAAAUGCAUGGCCACCUUGUCGGGACUCAUAACCAUGCACAAGAGACUCAAGGCCUCGUUGAAGGGACUCGUGGUCACAGGUCAGAGAUUAAUGGUCAUGUAACAGAGACUCAUGGCCACAUACGUGAUACUCAUGGCCACACACAAGAGACUCAUGACUACAUAAAAGAGAGUCAUGGCCACAAAGAAGAGACUUACAGCCACAAAGGAGAGACUCAUGGCCAUGUACAGGAGAUGCAUGGCCACGAAAAAGAACUACAUGGCCAGGUACAACCGAAUCACGGCCAAGUUGGAGAGACUCUUGGCCACAAACAGCAGACUCAUGGACAUGUUCAACACACUUUUGGCAUUGAAAAACCGAUGCAUGGCCACGUAGAAGAGUCUCAUGGUUCCAAAACAACCACUUCAUCUGGGCACAGUGUAAAUACUGAUGAGCACAAAGUCUCCCACAAGCCUGAAGGACACAAACAAAAGACUCAUGGAUACGAACAUCACAUUGAUGGUCACAAAACGACAACCUCACCUAAGCAUGGAAAGGAAAGAAAAGCUGAGAGUAAAGUGCACCACAAACCUGAGUGGGAAAGUGGGAGUCAUGAGACCUCAAAACACUCUGCUGGGAGAGGGGAUGAAGACAGAGAAGAGACAGAGAGACAGAAACAGAAAGGGCUCCUGAAACUCUUGAUCUCAGGAGAGCCCCAGGACAGACAGUUGUUUGGGAUCAUAUACGAUGAUUUCAGAGACUGUGAGUGCUACGGCCACUCCAACCGCUGCAGCUACAUCGACUACCUGAACAUCGUCACGUGCGUCAGCUGCAAGCACAACACCCGAGGCCAGAACUGCCAACACUGCAGACUUGGAUACUUCCGCAACGCCUCUGCCGAACUGGAUGAUGAGAACGUGUGCAUCGAGUGCAACUGCAACCAGAUGGGUUCCGUUCAUGACCGGUGUAACGGCACAGGCUACUGCCAGUGUAAAGACGGAGCCACGGGGGCCAAGUGUGACGACUGUGUGCCCGGGUACUACUGGAAACAAGGCUGUUACUCUAACAUUUGUGACGAGGAGAUGCUCCUGUGCCAGAAUGGAGGAACAUGCUACCAGAACCAGAAGUGCAUCUGUCCUCCGGAGUUUAAGGGGAUACUGUGCCAACAGUCCCGCUGCGAGGCGGGCAAAGACUGCAACGCCGCCUCUUCACUGCACCUUAGCACGGCCGCCCUGCUGCUCUGCACUCUGCUAGCAAACCUGCUGAACACUUUAGCUCCCCACUGAGCCACCAAAACCCCCUCGGACCAGGGAGUGUGUGUUUAUGUGUGUGCACGCAAGGCCAGGGGUAGUCUGAAGGGCCGCCCUGACGCGAUGAACACACACUGCAGCACUCGCAAAAAGCUCACUCACACAACACGAACAAGCCCUUUUCAAACACAUAAUACACACACACACACACACACACACACACACACACACACACACACACACACACACACACACACACACACACACACACACACACACACCUCACUGGACUGUUAUAAUAUCUAGUGUGUGCUCAGGUGUGAGAAAAAAAGAGGAGCGACCUCAGAGAAAAAAAAAGGGGGGGGGGAUCGUACCAACCACUGUUCCCUUUAUUCCUGAGCUGGAGCAAUGUGCAUCAAACCAAAAAGCAUAAACACUCAAGUCACCAAUGUUUCACUUCUAAGGGAAUGGCUGUUACACACACAUGGACCUUUUCUUUUUUCCUUUUUUCUUGGUUGGAUGUCACCUUCGUUUGACUGACGAACUCGACGACGUUCGAUCCCGCUGCUGAGGCCUACAUAGUAUAUUAACCAGGUUUCAUUUACUCUCAGAAGAUGAGACUUGAUUUUACAUUUAUUCUAUUUCUGCUGCAUUUCUUUAAAAAAAAUGACAUCUUCAGUCAUUGUAUCUAAUGUGCCCACUAACAGUCGCUGAGAUUAUACAUAUUAUAUACUAUCCAGGGGGUUACAAAUUAUAAAAAAAGAAUUUAGUCACUAUUAUGGUUGUUAUAGGAAUGAGUGAUUGUUGCCACACUUAGCGAGAUUUAAUCUUCACACAGUAUUCAGGAAGCAGAAUUUAACAGAUUUAACUCAUCAGAAGUAUAAAAGAGAGAGAAAAAGAUAUCGACCACGUAUCAAUAUUAUAUGACAUUAUUUGAAUAUUUUUUGUAGAAAUUAUUUUUGUUUGGAGUUACAAUAAAUGAUAAAAAAUGACAUUUACAACUAUUCUAAAUGAGCAUUUUAUUACACUGAGUGUAAGCCUUGCAGUAAAUAUGACUGUUAUUUGCCUU
This is a messenger RNA of Eleginops maclovinus (Patagonian blennie), 6412 nucleotides long. It is a transcript of the gene ntng2b, whose product is annotated as netrin g2b. Lineage: Eukaryota; Metazoa; Chordata; Actinopteri; Perciformes; Eleginopidae. The transcript is spliced from 17 exons. The coding region runs from base 862 to 5379 and encodes 1505 amino acids. The record is from RefSeq and is a predicted model, not a curated record. Gene Ontology annotation, cellular component: basement membrane. Gene Ontology annotation, biological process: tissue development; animal organ morphogenesis; substrate adhesion-dependent cell spreading.